Messenger RNA from Exserohilum turcica Et28A, 819 nucleotides. RefSeq lists its product as uncharacterized. The transcript has 4 exons. Lineage: Eukaryota; Fungi; Ascomycota; Dothideomycetes; Pleosporales; Pleosporaceae. The coding region runs from base 1 to 819 and encodes 272 amino acids. Gene Ontology annotation, molecular function: oxidoreductase activity, acting on the CH-OH group of donors, NAD or NADP as acceptor. The record is from RefSeq and is a predicted model, not a curated record.
AUGUCUGUGUACGUCAUAACCGGCAUCUCCAAAGGCAUUGGCUUUGAAAUCGCCAGACAGGCCUCUGAAGACGCGCAGAACCUCGUCAUCGGUAUUGUGCGCGACAAGGCUGCAACGGAAAAGAAGGUCGCUGCUGAAAUGCCCGGCCGCACCAAUAUCCACGUCCUCCACGGCGAUCUCACCGAAUACGCCAGCCUCAAGCAAGCUGCAGCCGACACGGCUACUAUUGUUGGUGACCGUGGCGUUGACUACUUGAUUGCAAACGGCGCCUUCGUAUCUCAUAUGGAUGCAUACGACCCAAUCGGUGCACUGGCCGACAAGCCAUCCAAAGUCGACGACACGUUGAGCCAGCUCUUCCAGACAAACGUAACCGGCAAUCUCCACCUGUUCAAUCUCUUCAUGCCGCUCGUGAGAAAAGGCAGUGUGAAAAAGGUGAUUGCGAUUUCCAGUGGCCACGUCGAUCUCAGCCUCAUCAACGACAUGGGCGUCGAAAACAGUGCGCUGUACUCUGCGUCUAAGGCGGCUUUGAACGUCAUCGUGGCCAAGUUCAGCGCGCAGUACAAGGAAGACGGCGUGCUGAUUUUCAGCAUGAGUCCUGGUAUUGUGGAUGUAGGGCACUUCGAUCAUGUCACGCCAGAGCAGAUGGAGGGUAUGAAGAAAUUCAUGGAAAGGGUCGCACAGUAUGCGCCUCACUUCAAGGGCUUGACACCUGUGGAUGAGGCGGUUUGGGUUAUGAGAGGAACUUGGGAGAGGGCUAGUAUCGAGGGAGGGUUCGCUGGAUCCUUUGUAUCGCACAAUGGGGACCAACAGUGGAUAUAG